GCCGAGUCCUGCUCGGAGCAGAGGGCGCCGUCAGAACCCGGCAGGCCGGGCGGUUGGGCGGUGUAGAUCUGAGGGGCUUUUUCCCGCUCAGUGUGCUCAGGAAAAGCCAGGAACUUACUCGCCAUGUCAACUGAGAAGGCUGGGGAUAUUUUCCACAGAGCCCGGGGCAGGACCCUGGACGCAUUUUCCGCAGAAGAAGAAAGGGAAUGGAAAGGCCCAUUCUACUUCAUCCAGGGUGCUGACCCACAGUUUGGACUGAUGAAGGCCUGGUCCACAGGGGACUGUGACAACGGCGGUGAUGAGUGGGGGCAGGAGAUCCGUCUCACAGAGCAAGCUGUUGAGGCCAUCAACAAGCUGAACCCAAAACCCAAAUUCUUUGUUCUGUGUGGUGACCUCAUCCAUGCCAUGCCAGGGACAGCCUGGCGAAAGGAGCAGACUGAAGACCUGCAGCGAGUGCUCAGGGAAGUUGACAGGGACAUCCCACUGGUCUUCGUCAGUGGCAACCAUGACGUGGGCAACAUCCCCACAACGGAGACCGUCAUGGAGUUCUGCCGGACUUGGGGAGAUGACUAUUUCAGCUUCUGGGUCGGGGGUGUUCUGUUCCUGGUCCUCAACUCCCAAUUCUUCUACGAUGCGUCCAAGUGCCCUGCCCUGAAGCAAGCUCAGGAUCAGUGGCUGGAGCAACAGUUGCAUGCUGCAGGCCAGCAGAGGUGCCGGCACGCCAUCGUCUUCCAGCACAUCCCACUCUUCCUGCAGAGAAUCGACGAAGAUGACGACUACUUCAACCUCACCAAGUCCGUGCGCAAGGAGAUGGCCGACAAGUUCACCAGAGCAGGUAUCAAGGCUGUGUUUUCCGGCCACUACCACAGGAAUGCUGGGGGCGUCUACCAGAACCUCGACAUGGUGGUGUCGUCUGCCAUCGGAUGUCAGUUGGGCGAAGACACCCAUGGGCUCCGCGUCGUGGUGGUCACUGCUGAGGAAAUUGUUCAUCGAUACUACAGUUUAGACGAGCUGAGCGAGAAAGGAAUAGACAACGAUCUAAUGGAUUUGCUAAAGGAAAAAUAAUCGCCCUUUAUGAUCUGUUCACUUUUCACUUCCAUUAUUUUUAAUUUGCCAGAGAAAGCAGCUGAGUACAAUGUCUUAUUGAAAUAUAAACGUAGACCAAA
Messenger RNA from Tupaia belangeri chinensis (Chinese tree shrew), 1166 nucleotides. RefSeq names its product calcineurin like phosphoesterase domain containing 1 (gene CPPED1). The transcript is spliced from 4 exons. Lineage: Eukaryota; Metazoa; Chordata; Mammalia; Scandentia; Tupaiidae. The record is from RefSeq and is a predicted model, not a curated record. Gene Ontology annotation, molecular function: hydrolase activity. Bases 124 to 1065 code for a protein of 313 amino acids.